UUCAGGCGAGAAAAACGGGGGAGAGAUGAACGGCAGUGGCGACGGACAUACGAACGGCAAUGAUUCGACGUGCAUUUUGCCCUCUCAAUUUGAUAGACAUUAAUUAAUUUGCUAACAAUAGAAGAAGCCGAUGGAAUUGCAUCUUCAUCGAUCCCUCGCUGCUGGUUGUUGCGCGCAUUGAUUUAUCUUCAACUAAACUCGCCUGGUUUCCGGUCGGGAGGCCACCGUUGUUUCAUUCUCUUUCUGCUAGCUGCUGCAGCGCUGUAACGCUGUGGCCUCUCGUUGAGGCGGCGGCGCCAUCUCUCUCUGCCGCGCGCAAUGACUUUUGCCCCCAAUCAAACGACUUCGACGUCGGCAGGGCCGGCCGGCCACGGCCGAGACCGAGACCGCGACCGCGACCGCGACAUGGAGGCCGGCGACUGGCCCCAAGACCAGCACCAAGAGGAGGAGGAGGAGGACUUCGUCGAUCCUUUCGACAUUGCCAUCACCAAGAAUGCGCCCGUCGAGACGCUCAAGAGAUGGAGGCAAGCGGCGCUGGUGCUGAAUGCUUCCCGUCGUUUUCGGUACACCUUAGAUUUGGGGAAGGAAGAAGAGAAAGAGCAGCGACGACGCAUGAUUAGGGCCCACGCACAAGUUAUAAGGGCAGCACUGCUUUUCAAAUUGGCUGGCCAACGGGCAAUUGUGUUAGGCACUACAGCAACACCUCCAACUCCAUGGGGCGAUUAUGGAAUUGGACUAGAACAACUUGCUUCAAUGACAAGGGACCAAAGUGUUUUGGAGCUACAACAAUAUGGAGGGGUCAAAGGGGUAGCAGAUUUAUUAGAAACAAAUAUGGAGACAGGAAUUGCUGGCGAUGAUGUUGAAGUAGCAAAGCGGAGGAAUGCUUUUGGGACAAAUACGUAUCCUGUGAAAAAAGGGCGAACUUACUUGAGGUUUGUUUGGGAAGCCAUGCAAGACAUGACCCUAGUUAUCUUGAUGAUAGCUGCUAUAACAUCACUUGCACUUGGCAUAAAGACAGAGGGCCUUGAAGAAGGUUGGUAUGAUGGGGGAAGCAUUGCCUUUGCUGUUAUUCUUGUAAUAUUUGUGACAGCGACUAGCGAUUAUCGACAGUCCCUCCAGUUUCAAAAUUUAAAUGAAGAAAAGAGAAAUAUACGCCUGGAGGUUGUUAGAGGUGGUAGGAGAGAAAAGGUUUCAAUAUAUGACAUUGUUGUUGGCGAUGUUGUACCCCUAAAGAUAGGUGACCAGGUCCCUGCUGAUGGAAUCUUAAUUUCUGGUCAUUCUCUUGCCAUUGAUGAGUCCAGCAUGACGGGGGAAAGCAAGAUUGUUCACAAAGAUCAAAGAACCCCAUUUCUGAUAUCUGGAUGCAAGGUUUCAGAUGGUGCUGGAAUCAUGCUGGUAACCGGUGUUGGAAUCAACACAGAGUGGGGAUUGUUAAUGGCAAGUAUCUCAGAAGAUACUGGGGAAGAGACCCCCUUGCAGGUACGUCUCAAUGGGGUGGCAACUUUUGUUGGCAUAGUUGGACUUUCUGUGGCUAUUUUUGUUCUUGCCGUCCUUCUGGCUAGAUAUUUUACUGGGCACUCACAAGAAGCAGAUGGAUCAGUUCAGUUUGUCAGUGGGAAGACAAGCGCGGGUGAAGCACUUGACGGAGUUAUAAAAAUAUUCACUAUUUCAGUUACCAUUGUGGUUGUUGCUGUCCCUGAAGGGCUUCCUUUGGCUGUUACCUUAACCCUGGCUUACUCAAUGAGGAAAAUGAUGGCAGACAAGGCCUUGGUGCGCAGGCUUUCAGCUUGUGAAACAAUGGGUUCAGCAACAACCAUUUGCAGUGAUAAAACUGGAACUUUAACCCUGAAUCAGAUGACUGUGGUUGAGGCUUAUUCUGGUAGAAGGAAGAUUGAUCCAUUGGAUGAUAGCUCUCAAUUUGUCAAGGAGGUUUCCUCGCUGCUACAUGAGGGCAUUGCGCAGAAUACUGCAGGGAGUGUUUUCACUGCCAAGGGUGGUGAAGGCAUAGAGGUUUCUGGAUCUCCCACAGAAAAGGCUAUCCUUCAAUGGGCUGUUAAGUUGGGGAUGAACUUUGAUGCUAUCAGGUCAGAGUCUACAGUUCUAAAUGUUUCUCCUUUCAAUUCAGAGAAGAAGCGAGGGGGUGUUGCAUUAAGAAAGCCCAACUCUGAAGUUCUUAUACAUUGGAAGGGAGCAGCAGAAAUUGUUCUAGCCUCGUGCAUAGGAUAUCUUGACACCGAUGGAAGCCUGCACUCCAUUGACAACGACAAGGCCUUCUUCAAACAAGCUAUUGAUGAUAUGGCUGCAAGAAGCUUGCGAUGUGUUGCUAUUGCAUAUAGAUCAUGCAAAAUGGAGGAAGUUCCUACUAAUGAAGAGCAACUAGAAGAAUGGGUCUUACCUGACAAUGAUCUUGUAUUGCUGGCAAUUAUUGGCAUAAAGGAUCCUUGUCGCCCUGGUGUCAAAGAGGCUGUGAAACUCUGCACAGAUGCUGGUGUUAAGGUACGCAUGGUGACUGGUGAUAAUAUUCAAACAGCAAAAGCAAUAGCUAUGGAGUGUGGAAUACUUGCCCCAGAUGCAGAUGUCAGUGAGCCUAAUGUUAUUGAAGGAAGGAUAUUUCGUCAAUUAUCAGAGAAAGAAAGAGAACAAGUGGCACCCAAAAUUUCGGUUAUGGGAAGAUCUUCUCCUAGUGACAAGCUUUUACUCGUUCAAGCAUUACGUAAAGUAGGGGAAGUGGUUGCUGUAACUGGAGAUGGAACUAAUGAUGCUCCUGCACUGCAUGAGGCAGAUAUAGGUCUUUCCAUGGGCAUCCAAGGAACUGAGGUUGCUAAAGAGAGCUCAGAUAUAAUUAUCUUGGAUGAUAAUUUUGCAUCUGUUGUGAAGGUUGUUCGCUGGGGUCGUUCUGUGUAUGCAAAUAUUCAGAAAUUUAUCCAGUUCCAGCUUACAGUUAAUGUUGCAGCUCUGGUAAUUAAUGUUGUGGCCGCAAUUUCUGCUGGUGAUGUUCCAUUAAAUGCAGUACAGCUUCUGUGGGUUAAUCUUAUCAUGGAUACUUUGGGAGCAUUAGCUCUGGCAACUGAACCGCCCACUGAUCAUCUUAUGCAUAGGUCUCCAGUUGGUAGAAGGGAACCUCUUAUAACCAAUAUUAUGUGGAGAAACUUACUUGUUCAGGCUUUGUAUCAAGUUAGCGUUCUCCUUGUUCUGAACUUUUCAGGAAAGAGUAUCCUUAACUUGAAUCACGACAGCACCGAACAUGCUAAUAAAGUGAAGAAUACCUUGGUAUUCAAUGCAUUUGUCUUCAGUCAAAUAUUUAAUGAGUUCAAUGCUCGAAAGCCAGAUGAAAUCAAUGUUUUUAGUGGAGUCACAAGAAACCACCUAUUCAUUGGGAUUGUGGGAACAACAUGUGUACUUCAGGUACUUAUCAUUGAGUUUCUUGGAGACUUCGCCUCAACGGUUAGACUCAACAUCCAGUUAUGGAUCGUUUCCCUUGUUAUUGGGAUUAUCAGUUGGCCCCUUGCAGCGGUUGGAAAAUUGAUUCCGGUGCCGGAGACUCCUUUUGUCAAAAUGUUCAUCAAGCCAUACCAGCGAUGCAUAGCUGCUCGUGCUGCGUGUUAAUCAUAUUAUAUCAUAAAGCGUGUCACCCAAACUGCUUGGCUUUUAUCUAAUUCGUUUGAAGUUUGAACUAACUUUACAUAGUUUGGGUGAUUCUUAUAGACUUUACUGCGUUUGAUUAUGAUCCCUUGCAAAAAUUAUUCAGCUCGUUAAAACUGUAAAUGGAAGGGUAUUAGAGAGCAUCAUCAUCCAUCCAUUAACUUGUGCUCUUAUUGGAACAGUCAAAUAUAUAUUUUGGUCCUUGUAUUUACUUAAAUUU
This is a messenger RNA of Diospyros lotus (date-plum), 3862 nucleotides long. Its product is annotated as calcium-transporting ATPase 9, plasma membrane-type. Gene Ontology annotation, cellular component: intracellular membrane-bounded organelle; membrane. Gene Ontology annotation, biological process: calcium ion transmembrane transport. The record is from RefSeq and is a predicted model, not a curated record. Bases 319 to 3606 code for a protein of 1095 amino acids. The transcript has 33 exons. Gene Ontology annotation, molecular function: ATP hydrolysis activity; ATP binding; calmodulin binding. Lineage: Eukaryota; Viridiplantae; Streptophyta; Magnoliopsida; Ericales; Ebenaceae.